Molecule: messenger RNA, 1704 nt
Organism: Lasiosphaeria miniovina
Lineage: Eukaryota; Fungi; Ascomycota; Sordariomycetes; Sordariales; Lasiosphaeriaceae
Product: heterokaryon incompatibility protein-domain-containing protein
Exons: 2
Coding region: 67-1365 (432 amino acids)
Source: RefSeq, a predicted model, not a curated record
CCCUCAAUUCAAAUCAAACCAUCGUGCCUCGUUCUAAUUUUCAACAGUCCGCGCUCCUCAGGUCACAUGGAACAUCCGGAAAUGCACACGACAUGCGACGACUGCGUCAAGAUCUUGAAACAUGCGGCGGCCUUCCUCACGUCUGAGCCCAAACCCUCCCGGGAGCCCCCACUGCUGCUAUUCGAUUCAUCGUAUCAGUCACGACUGGUAGCUCGGGUGUCUUCGUCGGAAUGCCACAUGUGCGUGCUCCUGAGCGACUGCAUUCCCCGGCUGCUGGAGUCUUUGGACCCUAAAGAAAUGCUAAUCUUGUCCAUCUCCGGCGCUCGGCAUGACCAAAAUGCCGCAAUUGUUUCGCUCGUUGGUUGCGACGUAGAGGCAUUAGACCUCCAGCAGCACUUCAAUGGCUCGCUACGAAUACAAGAGGCUGAACACGGGCAUGUGUGUGUUCUCGAUUCUCCCAGCACAUGGUCGUUGGAGACGUUGAACCGCAUCCGAUUUUGGGUGCGAACCUGCACUUCAUCUCAUAGCAACUGCGCAAGAACUCGAGCGGCAAGCAGGCUUCCACGGCGGUUAAUAGACGUCGGGACAACUCGCUCCGGCCAUGUUUGGCCCACCGAGAAGGAUAUGGGGUCGGAAGACUUCGACUCUCUCUGUCUCCAGCAACUACCCAAUGUCCAGAUCAUCUCGUCAAACUCUCUACCCCCAGACACCCCCUACCUCACCCUCAGUCACAGAUGGGCGAGUACGCCAGCGAUUCUGCUUACCAAAGAGACACUAUUUCUUCUCCAUCAUGACAUAUCUUCCCAUCUUCUGAGUCGCAGCGACACAGCCGUGUUCCAGCAUGCCAUCCACGUCACCAGGGGUCUUGGGUUCCGCUACCUCUGGAUCGAUGCUCUUUGCAUAAUGCAAGACGACGGACCCGAGAAGAUGGCGGACAUUAUCCAGAUGAACGAGAUCUACUCCAACUCGGCUCUCAACAUCUCAGCCGUAGAGGGACGGAUUCGCGAAGGUCUGGUCUUCGAUCGGAAGCCCCUUAGCACGAACCCAUGCCGAUUGGUCGUUAGGGUCCCAACAACCCAAAGGGAUGUCUGCCUUCAGGCAUUCCCCGACAAAUGGUCUCUUCGGAUGUCAGAGGGUUCUUUGAACCAACGCGGCUGGGUGUUCCAAGAACGGACACUGGCGCCACGCAUUGUCCACUUCACCACAAACCAGGUGUUUCGGAUCGGAUCUUUCCUAGUUCCGUUCAAAACUAAGUUCCGUGGUUCGGAGCUGGAGGACGCAUUCAACGGUCGACUCGACACGUUGAGCACCGACGACUAUCUUGAACUCGACUCGGACGGAAGGUAUAUUGUCGAUGUUGUUUGAGAUUGAGGUUGUAAUGUACCUGGAGGGGAUUCAGGUAGGGGGUUAUGUUAGUAUCGAGGACCUUGUUCUUCUGUAUUUCCUCAAGAAUGCCUUUUUCACUUCUCGCCUCACAAGAGUGUCUAGGCUGCUCUCAUAGGCGCGCCUAGAAAGUAGUAAUUACAGAGCUAGACUAGUACAUGCUGUGCAUAGCUACCUCCCUAGGUACCUAACUACCUCUAUAUUCAUUCGCGACAACUUUUUUGGGCCAAAUCCGUAUCAGCGCUGGCAUCAAUUCAAUCAGGCCAAAUAUGAAGCCUUAUUUAACUGUAUUUGAGGCCCGGAAUGGUGUAUUUAUCUGUG